GUUUAUCAUAACCUCAAAUCCAUCAAAUUUUGUUGAAAAUAUAUUUAAAAAAAAGGAAAAAUUGUGUUUUUUUUUUAAAUAAAAAAAAAAAGAAGUAAAUAGUUGUAAUAAUGGCGUCAUCGCGAGAAAGACGUUCAAAUGCUGGGAGUAAAAUGUCAAAACUCCUCAAUGAGGAGGAAGAAGAUGAUUUCUAUAAAACAACUUAUGGAGGUUUCGAGGAAACUGAACAGGACAAUGAUUACUUAGUCGAAGACGAAGGUGAAGACGAAGUCGAUUCAGAUUUUAGUAUUGAUGAAAAUGAUGAACCAGUUUCGGAUCACGAGCAAGAGGAUCCAAAACGAAAACGAAGAUUAGUAACGAAAGCAUAUAAAGAGCCAAAAAAUGUAACAACACAAUUGCAAUCAACGCCAAAGGAAAAAAAGCCAAAAGCACCAAAACACGAUCGUAUAUCAAUUGAUAGUACUGAGAGAAAAUCAAUUCGUCGUUCAACAUUGGCAAAAUCGGCAGCAACACAAAAAAGAAUACGCGAACGUAAUGAAGAUCAAAGGAAAAAAGUGAAAAUUGUUAAAAAUGACACGUGGAAGCCAACGCAAGAGGAAUUAUUGGAAGAGGCAUUAAUUACCGAGAAAGCAAAUUUAAAAUCACUUGAAAAAUAUCAAAAAUUGGAGAAUGAAAAGAAAAAUACAAGGGCAGUGCGAAAGACAAAUUUAACGCCAAUGAUUCGUUAUCAAUCGUUUUCAAUGCCAAUUAUUGUUCUCUCAGAAACAGAAACUGAAACUUGCGAAAAAGAAGAUGAAAAAAUAAAUGUUGAGGGUGAUGAUGAGAAAAUAAUUGAGGAAAAAUUGAUUGUAAAAACGACAAAUGAAAAGGAAUUGGCGCCAAAUUCAAAGGAAACAUUGCAAAUUAAAACAAAUGGUUCAUAUGAAAGGACAUUUAUUACAUUUGAAAAUGAACAAUUAUUUAAUGAGGCUUUUAAGAAAACUCCAGCGCCAAGGCCAACAUUAAAAUCUUUAUGCGCAAUCACAAGACUGCCAGCAAAAUAUAUGGAUCCAAUGACAAAUUUACCAUUUAGAAAUGUACAAACAUUUCGUUUAUUGCGCGAUGUUUAUUAUCAACAAUUGGAAGCGCGUUCCGAUAUUAAUGAUUCAAAUAUAAAUCCAAAUUUAUUACGUUGGCUUGAAUGGAGACAAAAGAAUAAUAAUAGUUCGCAGAGAAAUCUCAUUCGUUUGGAAUCAGCAUCGGCGCCAAUUGCAUCUUCAUAGCUGCUACUUUUUCUCAAGGUUCAAGAUGAUGUCUAAUUUUUUAUAGACAGUAUCCUUUUUCAAAUUUGAUGACAAUUUUUCUUUUUUUUCUGUACAUUCAUUAAUCUUGUUAAUAUAUACAUAAAAAAAAAGUUACAUUUUAUAUUUCUUGUAAAAAAAUCUAUUCAAAACUUGUAAAUGUACAGAAUAUUAAAAAAGAAAUGAAAUAUUUCUUUUGAAUACGAAGCAGUAAAAUUUAAAAGGCGACAAUUUACUUUACAUUUCUGAUAAAAUAAUAUUUAAAUAAUUAAACAAUAAAUAAAAUAAAUAAAUAAAG
Molecule: messenger RNA, 1578 nt
Organism: Leptopilina boulardi
Lineage: Eukaryota; Metazoa; Arthropoda; Insecta; Hymenoptera; Figitidae
Gene: YL-1
Product: vacuolar protein sorting-associated protein 72 homolog
Exons: 4
Coding region: 111-1262 (383 amino acids)
Biological process (GO): regulation of DNA-templated transcription; chromatin remodeling
Cellular component (GO): nucleus
Molecular function (GO): ATP-dependent H2AZ histone chaperone activity
Source: RefSeq, a predicted model, not a curated record